Messenger RNA from Chrysemys picta bellii (western painted turtle), 2214 nucleotides. Lineage: Eukaryota; Metazoa; Chordata; Testudines; Emydidae. The record is from RefSeq and is a predicted model, not a curated record.
AUUUGUACUUUCAGUUUUGAAGUGAGUGGAAGGCCCAGGCCGGGAGGGAGCUCAGCCCAGUCAAUUCAGCUACAAAUGUAACAAAAAUAACAAUGAAGAGUCGGGUCUCAAACCCUCCCGCUUCAUGACCCUGUGUGUGGAACUGGUGCUGCAGCCUCAACUUUCUGAUUCAAAGCUUCUUUCUGGGAUUCAGCAGGGAGGGGAGCUCUGGGCUCUGGAUCCCCAGCUGCACGGCUCUGGCUGAGAUUUCCGGACACACAGCGCUGAGGUCCCUUCAGGUGGGCUGUUAUCACCAAUGGGCCUCACUGAAGGGAUUCUCAGGGAGAAACCAGCCCCCUCUGACUCUGAAAGUAAACCUGGCUGUGGGAAUGUCCCUGCAAAUUCAGAGAUUUCUCUGCAUCUGAACACAGACUGGGAUGCUGGCUGGCACAGAGCUGGGCUCCCUUUGUGACAGAUCAAGCUAUGAUGAUGGGGAAGAUUCUCUCAUUCUCCUGUGGCUCCACUCUGCCCAGCUACGUCGCUCUCUGCCUCACUCUACAGGUUCACAGGCUGGUGUCAGAACAAGUUAUAAUGAAGAGGACGAUUUUCUCAUUCUUUCAUGGCUUCACUGUGAGCUCCUUUCUGCCUGGAUAUGUCGUUUUCUUCAUUGCUCUGCACAUUCACAAUUUUGCAUCAGCACAGUUCACAGUGACUGGACCUGACCAUCCAAUCACCACCUCCAUAGGUGGGGAGGCUGUCCUGCCCUGCCAUCUCUCCCCCAGGAUGAGCGCUGAGAACAUGGAGGUGCGAUGGUUCCGAUUCCAAUAUCAUUCAGUUGUCCACCUGUAUCAGGAGGGACAGGAUAAGUAUGAAGAGCAGAUGCUGGAAUAUCAUGGGAGGACAGAGCUGCUGAAAGAUGGCAUCACUAAUGGGAGUGUUUCCCUGAGACUAUGCCAGGUCCAGCUCUCUGAUCAUGGGCAGUACACAUGCUUUUUUCAAUACAGUAUCUCUUAUGAAGAAGCCAUAUUGGAACUAAUGGUAUCAGCUAUGGGCUCGGACCCCCACAUCUCUGUUGAUGGUCACCAGGACGGAGGAAUCCGGGUUGUGUGUCAAUCGGCCGGGUGGCACCCAGAACCUGAGGCUCAGUGGAGAGAUCACCAUGGGCAGCUGCUAUCAUCUGCCUCUGAAAAAAUAUCCAAGGCGGACAAUGGCCUAUUUCAAACUCAGAUUUCUAUUGUUAUAACAGAAGAUUCCAACCAGAACUUGUCCUGUUCUGUCAGGAACCCACUUGUCAACCAAGAUAAAAUAUCAACAGUUUUCAUAGCAGGUCAGUGCCUGUCCACACUGCACUGGGGUCUGACGAGACAUUACAGAUGUUAGUGGGGAGUGUAUAGUAUUGUGCGAUUAUUACUGACCCCCUGUUUAUAGCUUUUCUCUGGAUAACACAAGACACCCUCUCUUACACUCUUACCUCGGUUUCUUUCUUGCAUUACAUCCAGAAGACUACACUAAUCUAACAGCAGCACCAAGGGCCCCAUCAGCAUGCUGGCAGGAAUCAAGACAAACUCUCACUGGCUUAAAUGAAAUCUUUACAUGAGUAAGGAGUGAAGGAUCAGGCCCUAGUGUCAUAUUUUGGUGGAGUGGCAGCAUUUUUAAAGUUUUGGCAGAGUUUUAUUGUGACAGCACUGUUAAACCUCUAUUUUUAAGAAAUGUAGUAAAAGUGGUUUAAAAAAAAAAACACAACCAAACCCAGCCAUAUUGUUAUGGGUUGGACAUAAGAUGGGCACUCACAUGUUCCCGGAAUACCAGACAUUCCAGUACUUCUGAGAAUGGUGUGACCCCACCCCCAUUGGUGUGAUCCUGAUCCUGCUGGUGAGAUGGUGCAUGUGAGGUCACGCUGAAUGGGGCACCGCUAUCUUUAAGUGUGCGCCACCCUGCUCCCACCAGUGUGACCUUGUACACACCGUGUGUGUGAGGUCAUGCUGCACUGGGGUGAGAGGUGCCAGAAGAGGCAGAGCAGCAUGCCCCAUCUGAUACCAGACAAAACCCAGUGCAGGACAGGGGACAAAGGUCUCAAACAGAGCACCAAUCGGUUUAAUACUGGAUGAACGGCCUCCCUAGUUGGGCAUAACCACUGCCCUUAAUUUAAGACAGGGGUAAGAAGCCAGUAAGCCCUUUUGUGGAACCAGAGAGCUGAAAAAACUAGCACCUCCACCCCAAAUAUAGGCACAUGCC